AACGGUCCUGAUUCAUUCGUGUCUCCCUCACGGUCGCCGUGGAGUAGCUUAAAAACCCUAAAAAAGGGCUGCCAGCGCUUCCGCCUUCCUCGCUCCGGUACUUCCCUCGGCCGUCUUUGUCCGCCGCUAGGGUUUCCUCACGGAAAAAGUGGUGAAGUCACCUGAAGGCAAAAAAGAAUGGUUCUGAAGACAGAACUUUGUCGUUUUAGUGGUGCUAAGAUAUACCCUGGAAAGGGCAUUAGAUUUGUUCGAUCUGACUCCCAGGUCUUUCUUUUUGCCAACUCAAAAUGCAAGCGCUACUUCCACAACCGUCUGAAGCCUGCGAAGCUUACCUGGACAGCUAUGUAUAGGAAGCAACACAAGAAGGACAUUCAUGCUGAAACUAUCAAAAAGAAACGCCGUGCCACAAAGAAGCCAUAUUCAAGAUCAAUUGUUGGUGCUACCCUGGAAGUUAUACAGAAGAGGAGAACUGAGAAAUCCGAGGUUCGCGAUGCUGCCAGAGAAGCAGCUCUUCGUGAGAUCAAGGAGCGUAUAAAGAAGACCAAGGAUGAAAAGAAAGCUAAGAGGGCAGAGCUGAUGACAAAAACCCAGAAGACCCAGACAAAGGGCAGUAGCGUGGCUAGAGCUCCUAAAGGCCCAAAGCUUGGUGGUGGUGGUGGUGGGAAGCGAUGAACAUCUUUGCUUGUUUCUCCAAUUUUUGCUUUUUCAGUUGUAUUUUGCAAAACCAAGUCUAUUACUUGAUUUUUCUUAUCAAUCACAUGGUUGAGACACACUGCUUUGUUGUGA
Molecule: messenger RNA, 786 nt
Organism: Phoenix dactylifera (date palm)
Lineage: Eukaryota; Viridiplantae; Streptophyta; Magnoliopsida; Arecales; Arecaceae
Product: large ribosomal subunit protein eL24-like
Biological process (GO): cytoplasmic translation
Cellular component (GO): cytosolic large ribosomal subunit
Molecular function (GO): structural constituent of ribosome; mRNA binding
Source: RefSeq, a predicted model, not a curated record